Cloeon dipterum is the source of this 2342-nucleotide messenger RNA. Its product is annotated as UDP-glucuronosyltransferase 2C1-like. The transcript is spliced from 6 exons. NCBI's taxonomy places the organism in Eukaryota, Metazoa, Arthropoda, Insecta, Ephemeroptera, Baetidae. The record is from RefSeq and is a predicted model, not a curated record. Gene Ontology annotation, molecular function: UDP-glycosyltransferase activity. Bases 171 to 1826 code for a protein of 551 amino acids.
GAUUAAAAAUGCACCAUAACACAAAGAGCGCUCGGUGAAAUUUAAAAAGCACUAAGAAGACACACAUCUGCGGCAAUAAGCACAUCUCUCAGGGACUCUAUUUGCUCUGCUCUCACAGGGGCGAACCAUCGGAACCGCAACCACGUUUGCUGUUAGACUCAUUUUCCGAGAUGGCCAGAGCGUUUGCAUUGUUACUCGGCUUGGCAAGUGCUGUGAUGAUGCUGGCGCGCUCCUCCGAGGCCUCUCUCAGCUUUUUAGUGCUCAUCAUGUUCGGCGGCGCAAGCCACGAGAUGCAACUGCAGCACCUGGGCUCCAACCUCAUCGCCCGGGGCCACAGGGUCACAUUCAUCAAAUUCAAAUACACUCAUGAGCCGCCGCCUCUAAUUCACGAGAACGUCACGUACAUCGCCCUCACUGUGGACAACUCGGACGGACGCGUACCCAUGAUGACUCAGGAGAAAGAAGGAAGAUUUAAGAUACCGAUGGACCACGUAUGGACAAACGGCCUCAAGCCGUGGCGCACGCCUAUGGAAGGUGCAUUCACGUUUUACUCCAUGUGCGACCGACUGUUGGGUGAUACGCAACUGCUGAGGCAGCUCAGGCUCUCGCACUUUGACCUUAGCAUCGCCGACCUGCUGACGAACGAGUGCGGCCUUGCGUUGGCGAGCAGCCUCGGCGUACCUACGGUCGGCUACUGGAACCUGGCGUUCAACGGAUGCGAGCUGCCGUUCAGCGGCGGCCUGUCGACGCCGACGGGCGCGCUGCCCAGCUUUAUGAGCGGCUACACGGACCGCAUGAACUUCGCGCAGCGCGCCGUCAACCUCUUCUACCACCUGGUGACCGACGUGAUGGUGCGCGUGCACUUCGUCAUGAUCGACUGGGUGGUGCAGAAGCACCUGCCCGGCACGCCCGGCUCGCAGGCGCUGCUGGCCAACUUGUCCGGCGUGCUGGCCAACAACGACUUCAGUCUCGACUUCCCCAGGGAGUACCCGCCAAACGUGGUCAACGUCGGGUGCAUGCAGUGUAGGCAGCCCAAGCCUCUGCCGCAGGACCUAGAAGAUUUUAUGCAGAGUUCCGGUGAGCACGGCGUUAUUCUCUUCUCAUUUGGUUCUACUGUCGACCUGGCGGCACCUGCGGCUCCUCCCAGACUGCUCCGUAAAAUUUUGGCUGCUUUUGCGCGAAUGCCACAAAAGGUGCUCAUGAAACUGGCUGGUGAGCUGCCUGCUAACACGUCAGUGCCGGAAAACGUCCGCAUUCAACGUUGGGUGCCACAGCAGGACGUUCUAGGCCAUCCGAAGACGCGGCUCUUCUUCACACACUGCGGCAUGAACGGGGCCAUGGAGCUGGUGUGGCACGGCGUGCCAGCGGUCACUCUGCCCGUGUUCGCCGACCAGGCCGACGUGUCUGCCAUGUUGGUGGACAGGGGCGUCGCACUAAGGGUCGACAAGGACUCCACCGUCGACGAGAUCUUUAGAGCACUCGAGACUGUGACUUUGGAUCAAAAAUUUUCACAUGAAGCUCAUCGCUUGAGGCAAAUAUUCCGCAACCAGAUGAAUAGCCCAAUAGAACGGGCAGUGUGGUUUGUGGAGAUGGUUGCCAACACAAAAGGCGCGGAACACCUGAAACUUGCUUCUCGCACGCAAAACCUCGUGCAAAAGCACAAUCUGGACGUGAUUGCUGUCGUCAUCUCAAUUUUAUUGGUCACAUUUGAGUGUCUUUUAGUGUCCCGCAAAAGUGGUAUUCGACAUCUAUCUCGCCCAUUGAAGUAUUUAAAAACUAAAAUUUUUAACUUAUUCACAGCAGCGUUUCAUGAAAAGAUCCACUGAAUUACUCUUUUGAAAUAAAUCUCGUCAUAUUUUAUUUUAAAUACUCUAAUUAUUGCGUUCGCUCAAUUUGUACAAUAUUUGGUGAACUUUAUUUUUAUUGAUUGAGUUGUUAAAUUAGUACAUUAGAAUGUGUGAUUUUAUGACUGGAAAAUACUUGAAGUUUAAUAGGAAAAAAACUGUGUAAAUAAUAUUUAAGACAGAAUAAUGUCAUUGAAAUUGCUCAAGUCUCUUAGAAUUUAUAUUUAAUCUCGAUAUUUGAUCUUGGUUCCCUUGUAAAUAUUCAAAGCUUUUUAUCAUCACCUGUAACAUUUAAUUCAAUUUCAAAUAUUGUUAUUUGUUUUAAAAGUUAGAUUGAUCAUUCAUAAUGUGAAACAUUUUGUGGCCCUAUUUAAGUAGUUUUACAUGAACGAUUUUAGAACACAUAUUCCCGUUUAUUACAAUAAAAAUAUUUCAGAUUUCUCUGUGCCGUAAUAUUGUGAUGCUUUACUUUCUGAUGUUGUGGUUUCGCAAUUUCAA